CCCAGAGAUAACCUUCAAUAUUUGAUUCUUGUUAUCUUGAAGCCUUAAGGUUGAUUUUCUGCGAUUGAUUUCAAACAGAAAAUUUUUUUUUUUGCUAACGCCCAUAAGCGCUUCGACUUUUUUCAACUUUAAUUCUAAAAAAUUACACCAUGUUUGGUUCUAAAGCCGUACAAGCGUUGAGGCAGUUCUCAACUACUGCAGUCAGAAGAGGACACGCAUAUGAAGGUCCCGGACAUAAUUUGCCAUUUGAUGUGUUCAGCAAGUACAAGUUUACUUUUUAUACUGCAGUUUUCUUUAGCACUGGUUUUGGUCUUCCGUUUUUAAUGGUUAGAUACGUUAGGAAGAGGAGUGGAUAAAAUGUUGUCAUCAAUUAUUCAUGUUUAAAUGAAAACGCAAUCAUUCCAUAGAACAUUUAAUUACUUAUGAUUAUUAUGAAACAAUUUUUUUAAAACCUAGUACAAUGGUUUAUUUAUAUUUUUCUGUUAAAUUCAAUAAAUGAACUUCAAAAUUAUA
This is a messenger RNA of Myzus persicae (green peach aphid), 513 nucleotides long. RefSeq names its product cytochrome c oxidase subunit 7C, mitochondrial-like. The coding region runs from base 150 to 356 and encodes 68 amino acids. The record is from RefSeq and is a predicted model, not a curated record. NCBI's taxonomy places the organism in Eukaryota, Metazoa, Arthropoda, Insecta, Hemiptera, Aphididae. The transcript is spliced from 3 exons. Gene Ontology annotation, biological process: mitochondrial electron transport, cytochrome c to oxygen.